UAGAGACCUCUUCAUUCGUGCGAUUGACACCGAUUUUGUUUCCGCGGGUGAACGGCUUGUUACGAGCUGGAAUCGAUUGCGACCCUCACCUGCCUCUGAUAUUCGCCGGUUUGGUCUCUCGCCGGUGAACCGCUUGUUACGAGUUUGUGACAUCAAUUCCUGAGGUUGAAUACAGUCGCUCUUCACCAGUCACCACUGCAUCUAAGAAGAUCGAUUCCAAGAACAUGGAUCACAUAUCUAGCCCAGUUUUGCGUCACACUGUAACUCGCGGAGAAUGCUCGUCCAGCCAAGGAUCAACAGAUGCCCUGGCCAAAUUGCGGUCGUACAUCCCUUUGGAGAAGAUGCCUAAAGUUCUUCAGAAGCCAUUCGAAGAAAUACCACAAAUGCUACAUCCACAUCUGCUAGAUAUCAUUUUACAUAGGCCCGAAAAUGGUGAAAUCUUUUCUUUCGAGGCUAAAAAAGGAACUUUUACAGUUUGGGCUAACUUCGUAAGGCCAAAGAAAGAGGACUGCAAAAAUUGGGGAAAAUCAAAGUUUCCAGUACAAAACCAACGAAAACAUCAGAAUUGUUGGUCGAUUGCGGAAAGUGAGCAUAUAAGCGAGGCCCGUGAGAUCCACCAUAUUGACGAGGAGCUCACAUCAUACUCUGCCCAGUUUUUGGUUGAUUUUGCUGAUCCUGCUCGGGCAAAGAGAAGGUUCGUGGAUACCAAACAAGAGCACUACUGCUAUCCGUAUCCAGGCAUCUACGGUAUGGAAUAUGCCAUGGCCUAUGGUAUGCCAAAAACUGAUGAUUGGGGGCAUACUGGAUGCCAUACUGGGCUGCUUCCUUCUAAGAGUGAUGUCAAAUUGCAUCACGUCUUAAAUGAAGCCAGAGCGUUCAAGGAUGUACACAAGGCUGUCCACUAUUUGCAGUCACAACCAAUCCUUGGUCAAAUUGCUGUUUUCAACCCUGAGUUUGCAAAUAUUGGAGAUAAAGUUUACCGCGGACCUACUUCUGUACAUUCUUUCUUUUCUGCAUGGCAUCAAGUUUCAAUACGGUUUAUAACCGUCGAGAAUGGAGAGCUGAUUGCACACUGCAGGAAUAGCCAUGGUGAAGAAAAGGGAUUAUUUGGAUAUUUCAAGGCCUCUUUGGAUGUUAUGCUACUUGAGCUGCGUACAACUGGAGUGUCAUCAUUUACAACUCCAAGUAGACUCUUCAAAGUAUUUUUCUGUGGAGAAGUCCAGAGCAAAUACGAGAGGGAAGUUGAUGAACAUUAUAUUGAGGGUCAAGUUGGUAGCUUGGACUAUAUGUCAUUUUUGAUUUUUGAAGGCAUUUGUCACAAUACGUCUAGCAAUGUGAUUCAGCUUGAGGAUGGUGGGAUUGAGAUCAUUGGGAGUCCAACAAACCGAGCUUUACUUAAAUGGGCCUUGCAGAGUGACAUGAGCUUCACUUCUAUCAAGUCCGAGUCCAUGUUUAUUAAACGUUCUGGAAUGGAUUCGUCAAUCGAAUGUCUAGGCACAGCAGUUGAAUGUAAAAACACUAGUAGGCUUGGCGUUCGGAUUCACUGGAAAGGCGACGCUUACAAAAUUCUAGAGAAGUGUACACAAGCUUAUGACAAUGGUUUGAUACCGAUGAGUAAAACCAAGAGGGAAGCAUUCAAAGCUGUUAUCGAUAAUAUGGUUGCAAAAGAACUAAUAUGCGUUGCUCUUGCAUUCACACCAAUUGCAAACGAAGAUGUUCCAUCUCAGAAGGAAAUAAAGAAUUGGAUAUUACCGAAAGAAGGACUUGUUAUGUGCUUGGUAUCUUUGGUAUUACGAAUCCAUGUCGCCCAGUUGACGAUGAUGAGAUGCAGGCUCUAGCAACUUUUGCGGAAGAGAACAAGAUAGAGGCCAGAGGAACGGAAGAGGAGUCCGAAGAGCUACCUGACGAUAGCGUCCCAAAUGAUGAUCAAACGUGGUCCCCAUACGUUACAGAUUCCAGCGCUUUUCUUGCUGGUGAGGAGACAAAACCUGAACAUUGGCUCUAUUAUUACGACUCCGACCUCUGCGCUAGACUUGGACUGUACUGUUACAAUCUUCAGAAG
Molecule: messenger RNA, 2062 nt
Organism: Brassica rapa (field mustard)
Lineage: Eukaryota; Viridiplantae; Streptophyta; Magnoliopsida; Brassicales; Brassicaceae
Biological process (GO): proteolysis
Cellular component (GO): intracellular membrane-bounded organelle; plasma membrane
Molecular function (GO): nucleotide binding; cysteine-type peptidase activity; P-type calcium transporter activity
Source: RefSeq, a predicted model, not a curated record